Molecule: messenger RNA, 2824 nt
Organism: Haliotis rubra (blacklip abalone)
Lineage: Eukaryota; Metazoa; Mollusca; Gastropoda; Lepetellida; Haliotidae
Product: mRNA-capping enzyme-like
Exons: 19
Coding region: 133-1926 (597 amino acids)
Biological process (GO): 7-methylguanosine mRNA capping; protein dephosphorylation
Molecular function (GO): protein tyrosine/serine/threonine phosphatase activity; mRNA guanylyltransferase activity; ATP binding
Source: RefSeq, a predicted model, not a curated record
UGUCAUGGCGCCGAUGUGGACGAAUCACGCAUAUCGGCUUGUGAAAAACUGAUUACUUAGACCCAUAUCACAAUAAUGAUGACCUUACGGAGUAAACUGUAACAUAGAUUGUUAACUUUUGGAAUCUCCAUCAUGAGUCAGAGACGAUGGGAGUUACCUCCUAGAUGGCUACACUGUCCAAGGAAGGGUCAGCCUAUUGCAGGCAAGUUUCUCCCACUCAAGACACCACUGGACUCAAAGUAUGAUGAUCAAAUCCCUGAUGAAAAUGUAUUCAACAUACAGAUGCUUUUCCUUUCUCUCAAAACAUUCAAGACAAAGAUGGGGCUACUGAUCGACCUGACCAACACAACUAGGUUCUAUGACAAUAAGGAGGUUGAUGCACAGGACUGUAAAUACCUCAAGCUACAAUGUAAAGGUCGAUCAGAGACUCCCACUGUGGAGCAAACACAAGCUUUCUUGGAAGUGUGUCACAGAUUUUUAUCACAGAAACCUCUGGAAAUUAUUGGUGUCCACUGUACUCACGGCUUCAACAGGACUGGCUUCAUGUUGGUGGCGUACCUGGUGGAGAAGAUGUCAUGGAGUGUAGAGGCAGCUGUUCGAGCUUUUGCACAGGCACGCCCCCCUGGCAUCUACAAGCAAGACUACUUGAAUGAACUGUUUGAGCGUUAUGGAGACAAGGAGGACACACCCUCUGCCCCACCCCUCCCUGACUGGUGUUUGGAAUAUGACGACAGUGUUGAUGAUGAUGGGAAUAGCAUGAACAAUCAGUCAGAAACCUCCAGACAGAACGGUUCUGGCAAACGAAGACGAGAAUUCAACAAAAAGGAUGCCAAGUUUAUGGAGGGUGUGUCAGGGGUGUUGCAUGUGACGAUGCAGCCACGGCUGUCACAGAUACAGCAGAAUGUCCAGCGGAUGUGUGACUGGUCAAGUAACGGAUUUCCUGGCUCCCAGCCUGUGUCAAUGGACAUCAACAACCUUGACUUCAUUAGGAAGAAACCAUACAAGGUCAGCUGGAAGGCAGACGGAACAAGGUACAUGAUGUUCAUUGAUGGUGUAGAUGAAGUGUUUAUGGUGGAUCGAGACAAUGCAGUGUUUCAUGUGCCUCACCUACAGUUCCCCAAGAGGAAGGACCUUAACGCACAUUUGAGGGAAACAUUACUGGAUGGGGAGAUGAUUUUAGACAAGGUAGAGGACAAGACUGUGCCAAGAUAUCUUGUAUAUGAUAUCAUUAAAUUUGAGGGUCAAGAUGUUGGAAAGACAGAUUUUGACCGGCGAUUGUUAUGCAUACAGAAGGAAAUAAUUAGUCCACGACAUGCAAAGAUACAACAGGGCAUGCUGGACAAGACUAAGGAGCCAUUUAGUGUGAGAGCCAAGCCGUCUCAGCCAAGAUUGGGAUGUGACCAUGUGGUAUGCUGGGAGCUCCUUGAUGGGAAAUUCACCAAGGAAGUGAGCCAUGAAGUUGAUGGUUUGGUGUUCCAGCCUGGAUCUGAUCCAUACAACCCUGGUAGAUGUCAUGACGUUCUCAAGUGGAAGCCCCCAAGCAUGAACUCUGUUGAUUUCCGGUUGAAAAUAGUCAAAGAAAACAGACCAGGAAUGCUGCCUGAAACUAAAGGCUACCUGUACGUGGGCAGCUUAGACCAGCCAUUCUCAGCCAUGAAGCUGAACAAAGAACUGAAAAGUUUGGACAACAAAAUCAUUGAGUGUUCCUGGGAUGGAAAAGAAUGGAAGUUCAUGCGCCAGAGAACUGACAAAUCUUUCCCUAAUGCAUACAGCACAGCCAUGGGUGUCUGUGAGAGUAUUCGUAGGCCGGUGACAAAAGAAAUCUUGAUACACACCAUAGAGAGAGAGAGGUGGACACCCCCGGGGUCAGGCCAUUCCUCGGACAGAGACUUGAUGCCCCCUCCUGCCAAGAUGCCCAGACACUGAUAUGAACUGUGAUUUGUGUCUGGGUGGAUGUGUGUGUUUACUGUGUCAAAUAACAACAAUGUGCAACUGGUGAAUCACUUCAGUGGAGUGUGACUGUCACAACAAAUGAUGGUGGGCGGUCUGGUCAUGGAGAAUUAUUAGGCACCAACCACAGCUUGUGCCGACCAGUUCAGAGAUGAAAUGCCCACCAAGAACAUGCUAGUGAAGGAUCAGCAGAAUGUGACAGUACAAGCAGUGUGUAACUAAGUCAUCUUGGCUCUUUGGACUUGGACCUAACAGUCCGUAGUCAGCUGUCUCCUCUGAUGAUGCACUGACAUAGAAGUAAACUGUGUUUCCCAUGGGCCUAGACUGAUAAAAUCAGUCAUCUAGGAUCUGUUUCUACAAUAACAUGAUAAUUAUUAUGUGUGGGUAGUCACGAAGGAAUAACAACCUGCUGAAACAAUGGUCAUAACACACCUUAUUGGUGUUACUUGAUGUAAUGUUCAACAAAGUGUAUCUUUAAUCCUUCCCAGUGCUGUUAUCUUGUAUGGGUUCUCCAAGCUGUUCUUUAAAGUGUUGGAAACAACUUUAUUCUGUGUAGGAUGAAGUUAUUUGCACAGUUCCCAGCUCUCUCUCAUCUGUUGUGUCCAAUAUGUUUAAUGUUAAAACCACUGCCAUGUUCACUGCUGCCACGUGUCUCCUAAUGUGUGUAGACAGGAGGGAAAUACCUUUCAGUGUGUAGUUUGAUUUUAGACAAUGCCAAGAUGAGGUGAAAGUCAUUUUGUGUACAUAUUAGUUUACCAGAUGUUGUAUGUAUUAUAUUCAUCUGUACAUUGACUUUGGUUUCCUAACAUUGGUAGGACAGUUGAUUCAUGAAGAUACUGCUUUAGAUGAUCCUUUUGUUGGAUCCCAAACACGA